Molecule: messenger RNA, 5300 nt
Organism: Pocillopora verrucosa
Lineage: Eukaryota; Metazoa; Cnidaria; Anthozoa; Scleractinia; Pocilloporidae
Source: RefSeq, a predicted model, not a curated record
AUGCUGAGGUUUUAAUUUACAUCUGGAUAGCGACACUCGUACGUUCGACUCCUUUUUGAAUAUUCCUUAGUUAUAAUAACAUCAUAUAUUAGUAAACUACUGAGUCCAAUGGAUAAGACACAUCAAGGGAAAGAAUCGAAGCAUAAAGUAUUCGUCUCAACAGCCAUAGACGGAUCGAUCAAGUCGAAUUGGAAGGCAGGACUUCUAAUUCUGUUCAUCGUGGCUACUUGUUUUGGUCUAAUAUUUGCACUAACAUCACGAACUAAAAAAUCUCUCAAAAUCGGAGAUGCACCAACACUAGCGACAAGUUUUAACUGCCGUCACAGCUGUAGCGACCAUGCAGUGUGUGACAACACUGUGGGUUCCUAUAAAUGCAGUUGUUUGAAUGGAUUUGUGGGAGAAGGACAGUCUUGUUACGACAUUAAUGAAUGCAAAACUAAUGCUCACAACUGUAGUUUUCAUGCAUCAUGCAAUAACACUGUCGGCUCCUACAUAUGCAGUUGUCUGGUAGGAUUCCAAGGUGAUGGACGGUCUUGUCAUGAUAUCGACGAAUGCAAGACUAACGCACACGAUUGCAGUGUUCAUGCAUCCUGUAAUAACACUGUUGGCUCCUACAUGUGCAGUUGUCUGGAAGGAUUCCAAGGCGAUGGACGGUCUUGUCAUGAUAUCGACGAAUGCAAGACCAACACACACACUUGUAGUGUUUAUGCAUCCUGCAAUAACACCGUCAGCUCUUACAUGUGCAAGUGUCUGGAAGGAUUCCAAGGCGAUGGACGGUCUUGUCAUGAUAUCGACGAAUGCAAGAAUAACACACAUACAUGCAGUGUUCAUGCAUCUUGCAAUAACACUGUCGGCUCCUACAUGUGCAGUUGUCUGGUAGGAUUCCAAGGCGAUGGACGGUCUUGUCUUGACAUUGACGAGUGCAAGACUAACAUACACACCUGCAGUAUUCAGGCAUCCUGCAAUAACACUGUCGGCUCCUACAUGUGCAGUUGUCUGGAAGGAUUCCAAGGCGAUGGACAGUCUUGUCAUGAUAUCAACGAGUGCAAGACUAACACACACGAUUGCAGCGUUCAUGCAUCCUGCAAUAACACUGUUGGCUCCUACAUGUGCACUUGUCUGGAGGGAUUCCAAGGCGAUGGACGGUCUUGCCAUGAUAUCGACGAAUGCACGACUAACACACACACUUGUAGUGUUUAUGCAUCCUGCAAUAACACCGUCAGCUCUUACAUGUGCAGUUGUCUGGAAGGAUUCCAAGGCGAUGGACGGUCUUGUCAUGAUAUCGACGAAUGCAAGAAUAACACACAUACAUGCAGUGUUCAUGCAUCUUGCAAUAACACUGUCGGCUCCUACAUGUGCAGUUGUCUGGUAGGAUUCCAAGGUGAUGGACGGUCUUGUCUUGACAUUGACGAGUGCAAGACUAACAUACACACCUGCAGUAUUCAGGCAUCCUGCAAUAACACUGUCGGCUCCUACAUGUGCAGUUGUCUGGAAGGAUUCCAAGGCGAUGGACGGUCUUGUCAUGAUAUCGACGAAUGCAAGAAUAAUACACACACAUGCAGUGUUCAUGCAUCCUGCAAUAACACUGUCGGCUCCUACAUGUGCAGUUGUCUGGUAGGAUUCCAAGGCGAUGGACGGUCUUGCAAUGACAUUGACGAGUGCAAGACUUACAAGCACACUUGUAGUGUUUAUGCAUCCUGCAAUAAUACCGUCGGUUCCUACAUGUGUAGUUGCCUCGAAGGAUUCCAAGGCGAUGGACGGUCUUGUCUUGACAUCGACGAAUGCAAGAAUUACACAUACGAUUGCAGUGUUUAUGCAUCCUGCAAUAACACUGUCGGCUCUUACAGUUGCAAGUGUCACAAAGGAUUUCUGGGGGAUGGACGGUCCUGUGAUGAUAUUGAUGAAUGUCAUACCAAUAAACACAAUUGUAGUGAUCAUGCAUUUUGCACUAACAUUAUUGGCUCUUACGAGUGCACUUGUCGACAAGGAUUCGUAGGGGACGGACUGUCAUGUCAUGACAUUGAUGAAUGUGGCGAUGGAACUCACAAGUGUGAUAGGAAUGCAGAAUGCAAAAACAUUAUGGGCUCUCAUGAAUGCGUGUGUCGUUCUGGGUUUUCCGGCGAUGGUUAUGUGUGUCAAGAUGUUGAUGAGUGCAGCGACGGAAGUCAUCUUUGCAGCCUUCACUCCAGGUGUGUAAACAUCCCAGGAUCGCACAGCUGUAUAUGUAAGGACGGGUAUCGCGGAAAAGGACAGUCAUGCAACGAUAUCAACGAGUGCAAAGAAGGGACAGCCGAAUGCAGUUCGAAAGCAAGUUGUACGAACACACCUGGUUCUUUUAGCUGUAAGUGCAUUGCGGGAUACCGAGGCGACGGGAAAAAUUGCCACGAUAAAGACGAAUGCAGUAGUGGUCAGCAUUGUUCCAGGAAUGCAGACUGCAGAAACACCGAUGGCUCUUAUACAUGCAGUUGCAAUUCCGGCUUCUAUGGUAAUGGUUUUUUGUGUUUUGAUGUGGAUGAGUGCAAAGAGGGUAUUCAUUGUUGUCAUGCAAAAGCUCAGUGCUCGAAUACCUGGGGAUCAUACAGUUGUUCCUGUAAGAAAGGAUAUCAUGGAAAUGGCAGGCAGUGUAAGGCUUCUUCUGCUGGACGCCCCAGCCACUCAUCGCAAUUUUUCUAUUUGGCACUUUUAUCGCUUUUGCGUUAUAAUUACUUUGUAAAUACACCAACACCAGCGACAAGUUCUAACUGCUGUUCUAACUGUGAUGGAAACGCCACAUGCAAAACAAAUCCAAAAGAUAAGACUCAUUUCAACUGUGUUUGUAAUAGUGGCUUCCAAGGAGAUGGAUUCUCGUGUAAGGACGUUGAUGAAUGUAAAAGAAAUUCUUCCACAUGCAGUCAGCAUGCAUUUUGUAUAAAUUCCAUUGGCUCGUACGAUUGCCGCUGUUUGACAGGAUUCCACGGCAAAGGUUACUCCUGCGAGGAUAUCGAUGAGUGUCAGAGCAAAAUCCACAACUGUGGCGACCAUGCCGUGUGUGACAACAUUGUAGGUUCCUAUAAAUGCAGUUGUUUCGAUGGAUUUGCGGGCAACGGACGGUCUUGUUACGACAUUAAUGAAUGCAAAACUAAUGCUCACAAUUGUAGUGUUCAUGCAUCAUGCAAUAACACUGUUGGCUCCUACAUGUGCAGUUGCCUGGAAGGAUUCCAAGGCGAUGGAUGGUCUUGUCAGGACAUCGACGAAUGCAAGACUAACACACUCGAUUGCAGUGUCUUUGCAUCCUGCAAUAACACUGUCGGCUCUUACAGUUGUGAGUGUCACAAAGGAUUUCUGGGGGAUGGACGAUCCUGUCAGGAUAUUAAUGAAUGCCAUACCAAUAAAAACAAUUGUAGUGAUCACGCAAUUUGCAAUAACACCAUCGGCUCCUACACAUGCACUUGUCAACAGGGAUUCAUAGGGGAUGGACAGUCAUGUCAUGACAUUGAUGAAUGUGCUGAUGGAACUCACAAGUGUGAUAGGAAUGCAGAAUGCAAAAACACUAUGGGCUCUCAUGAAUGUGUGUGCCUUUCUGGGUUUUCCGGCGAUGGUUAUGUGUGUCAAGAUGUUGAUGAGUGCAGCGACAGAAGUCAUCUUUGCAGCCCUCACUCCAGGUGUGUAAACAUCCCAGGAUCGCACCGCUGCAUAUGUAAUGACGGGUAUCGUGGAAAUGGACAGUCAUGCAGUGAUAUUGAUGAGUGCAAGGAAGGGACAGCCCAAUGCAGUUUUAGAGCAAGUUGCACAAAUACCCCUGGUUCUUUCAGCUGUAAGUGCAUUGCGGGAUACCAAGGUGAUGGGAAAAAUUGCCACGAUGAAGAUGAGUGCCUUAGUCGUCAGCAUUGUGAUUUGAAUGCAGAUUGCAGAAACACCGAUGGCUCUUAUACAUGCAGUUGCAAUUCUGGCUUCCAUGGUGAUGGUUUUUCGUGUCAUGAUGUGGAUGAGUGCAGAGGGGGUAUCCAUGAUUGUCAUGCAAAAGCUAAAUGCAGGAAUACCUGGGGAUCAUACAGUUGCUCCUGUAUUAAAGGAUAUCAUGGAAAUGGCAGGCAGUGUAAGGUUUCUUCUGCUGGACGACCUCACCCACUCAUUGGAAUUUUUCUACUUGGCACUUUUAUCGCUUUUAUGUUAUAAUUACUUUGUAAGUACAUAAAGAAGAAAUAAGUUGAUGCAUGGAAGCUACCUUUACAGUUUCCUUCAACACCAUUCCAUAAAGGGUUUGUAAUGCAUUGUAGCAUACAGACUUCAAACAUUGUAACUUAGUCCCUUAAUCCUCUGUUGCUGAAGGUUUUCAGAUAAAGUUACAGAAAAGUUAAAGAAGAUUUAAAUAUCCAUUGAAAAUUAAAAUAUUUUAAUUUUAAUGUAAUUUAUAAUUUUAGUUUAUUAGCUUUGCCAACACUACAUGCGAUGUAGAACAUGGGUAAAUUACAAUAACAAUAAUGGGCAGGCAACCAUAACAGCGAUAGCCAAUUACUGUAGUCCCAGGAGUAUUAAAAGAAUAAAACAAUUACAUCAAUAAUUAAUAUUUAAGAACAGCAUGGAGUUGGUGUUGUUUUCAGGCUGUGACAUGAAUUACAUUUUGUGCAGAUAGUUUUAUAAAUUCUGGGACUGUAGAUAGAUCUCUUGGAGUGCAGUUGAAUAAUAACACAUCAAAGCAUGUUUGAAGUCAUUUACAUUUUUUAUACUUAGGUUAAGCUUAUCUGACAGAGUGUUCUAGAUUCCUAUUGUUCAUACAAUAAAUGGCUGUUGAACGAUUGAAGUCUUGCAUUUUCUUGAAGGUACAGACUAUUUAGUAACAGCUGUAUUGGCAGACGAUUGUAUGUCUUGUAGAAUGAGUGAUAGGAACAACUGUAGGAUCUAUAUCCACCAGACCAUGGGUAAUCUUAAAGAACAGUAACAUAUCUAAGUACUCAUGCCAGUAGCUGAUAGGUAGUAAGGAAAGGGUUUUUAGCUGUUGUUCACAACUCUGACAGCAGGAGAAUGGUAGUUUCAAGAUACAUUUUGUGACCCAUCUCUGUAUCUUUUCUAGACUUGAGAUAAGAUAAAAUAUUUUGGUAAAAUAAAUUGUAUUUUGGCACUUAAACUUGUAUAGUAUAGCCCAGAUGUAGUCUAACAAUGGUUAAAUAGAUUGAUCUUCUUCAAGUUGUACAAAUGAAGCCAUUAGAUUUGUUAGUCUUUAACCUACCAACUUUUCACUGGUAUCAGUGCUGUUUUAAAAUCUAGUUGAGAAAUAAAAAUGUCUUUACACUAAGUGUACUGACAAGUUUUGUUUUUUAAUA